Molecule: messenger RNA, 2116 nt
Organism: Anoplopoma fimbria (sablefish)
Lineage: Eukaryota; Metazoa; Chordata; Actinopteri; Perciformes; Anoplopomatidae
Product: adaptin ear-binding coat-associated protein 1-like
Exons: 7
Coding region: 129-887 (252 amino acids)
Biological process (GO): endocytosis
Cellular component (GO): membrane; clathrin vesicle coat
Source: RefSeq, a predicted model, not a curated record
UUUGUCUGCGCAAAUACACCGUGUAUUACGGUCACGUAGCCGUUAAUGCCGCACGGACACGCCACUCGCCGUCACCACCACCACCACCACCACCACCGGCGUGCACCGACUGACUAAAAAAAGUCAAGAUGGCGACCGAGGGUCAGGCUGAGUACGAGUCGGUCCUCUGUGUCAAACCAGAAGUCAGCGUUUACCGAAUCCCACCCAGAGCAUCCAACCGGGCCAUCAGGGCUGCUGAUUGGAAGCUGGACUCUCCCGACUGGACGGGACGCAUGCGUGUGACGGCCCGGGGAAAAGCAGCCUACGUGAAAUUGGAAGACAAAAUAUCUGGGGAGCUGUUUGCCCAGGCACCAGUGGACGAGUACCCUGGCCUCACAGUGGAAACAGUCAGUGACUCAAGCCGUUACUUUGUGCUCCGCAUCCAGGACGACAACGGCCGCAGUGCGUUCAUAGGCAUCGGGUUUGGAGACCGAGGAGAUGCCUUUGACUUCAAUGUUGCACUUCAGGACCACUUCAAGUGGGUGAAACAGGAAGAUGAGUUUAAGAAGCAGGCGCAGACUCCAGACACCACCCCUAAACUGGACCUGGGCUUCAAAGAGGGACAGACUAUAACUCUCAAUAUAGGGCAAUCAAAAAAGAAGGACAGGUCUCGCCCGCAGAGUUCAGGUGGAUUUGGGCUUCUUCCACCUCCUCCUGGGGGCAAGUUAGCUCCACCUCCUUCAUCCAGAUCUACCAAUCAUAACACACAGCCAUCUGCAGGAGGAAGUGACACCGGUUGUUUGCUUGAUCUGGACGCCAGUAACUCAAACUCAGCGGCUCCGUCAGACUCCACCACCACAGCCAGCUCUGAUCUGUGGGGAGACUUCGACUCUGUGUCCUCAAAGUGAGAAUGGGGUACACUUUGUUUUCCUUCCUCUUAUAUCUCUCUGUAAAUGUAUGCAGCACUUUUUGCAUUUUUUCCCCGUUAUUGGGGUCCCGUUUCUCUCCCUGCCAAGCAGGUUAACCCCCUGUACUAGUUUGUUUAUUUAAGUUCAGACUCUCAUGGCUUUUGGUCUUAACCAGACACCAGACCUCACAGUCCAGUCUUAAUUUAGGACAUCACCCUCUCCAUCCCUCUUGGGUGUCCUAAUUCCUCUCCUUCUGUAUAUUAACUCUCUUGUUUCCAUUUUCCUGUUUGAAUUCUGCUUUUGCCCAUUUUCUCCUAAUCUUAAUGUUUUAUUUGCUGAUUUCUAUCGUAGAGUAUACAUAAUAGACAUACAAGCAACUGAGACAUAAUCUGAAACAUCUGAUGAUGAAAUCUAACUAAAUAUGAUAAUGAAUGAAUUUUCUGUACAGAGAAUAUUUAUUUUAAAUGUAUAUAUCAUCAGUAGUUUGUAAUUACUGUCAUUGGUGUUGUCACCUGUAAGUUCUGUUGCUUAUUUUAUCUCCCAAGUCCCCAGCAGUGGGACUGACUAUAUGCACUGACUGGCGGCCCACUCUGUCUAUGUAGUUAGUGAUAAAGUCUGCAUUUAAGCAGGGAUUGUUUAAAUAGACCUACACUGCUGAUCAAAAGUUUGGAAUCACCUAUUUUAAGAGGCACAAAGAGCGUGUAAUUUAGACACCAAAUGUAUUAAUGACAUUUGAAAUACUUUUGGCGCCAAAAGAGGAAUAAUUAUAUGAUUAAAACGUAUGUUUAGUCGGCGCGGUGCUUGCAUUUGGGCUCUAAAUAUAUGGGUAGCCGUAUUUCUUUGGGCCCUCUGCAGUCGACUCAGCUGAAGAGGUUUAAACCGUGAUUUGUCAGUCCAUAGUAUGCUCAGCUGAUAUUCCAAUAGUGCUAACCCUAAUUAACUGACCUUCUAUUUCUAUUGUGACGUUUUAAGAAGAGCUUUGCUGAAGCAACUAACCGUUUAUAUUCCAGCAUGUUAUAGGCUUUAUUGUGCACUGAAACAGGAACCUGUUCAUAUUUAAAUCUGCAGGCAUUUUAACACUAAGCUUCCAGUUUCAUUAGCCAAGGACUGAUCAUUUCUUCUACUCUUUUUCAACAGUUGCUCAGAUGGAUCUUUGUCUUUUUCUGCCCUAACAAUUGUUCAGCGUUUUGUUUUACAUGUACAAAACAUUACUUUUUUUUUUGCAAACC